Molecule: messenger RNA, 870 nt
Organism: Pleurotus ostreatus (oyster mushroom)
Lineage: Eukaryota; Fungi; Basidiomycota; Agaricomycetes; Agaricales; Pleurotaceae
Gene: SEC17
Product: vesicular-fusion protein S17
Exons: 4
Coding region: 1-870 (289 amino acids)
Biological process (GO): SNARE complex disassembly; intracellular protein transport
Cellular component (GO): vacuolar membrane; SNARE complex
Molecular function (GO): soluble NSF attachment protein activity; syntaxin binding
Source: RefSeq, a predicted model, not a curated record
AUGCCUGCAAAGUCACAAGCCCAGGUUCUCCUCGAGAAGGCGGACAAGAAGGCAAACUCGCCCGGGGGAUGGUUCGCAUCGUCAACAACCAAAUUCGAGGAGGCUGGUGACCUCUACCAACAAGCGGCCAACUCUUUCAAGAUCGACAAGUUAUUCAAGGAGGCUGGAGAUGCGCAUGCGCGCGAAGCUGAAUGUCGUGAGAAGUCCAAGGAGUCCAGCGAGGCUGCGAACGCUUGGUGGAAUGCGGCGAAGGCAUACAAGAGAGGAUAUCCUGAUUUGGCCGUUCAGGCACUAACGCAAACGAUAGUACACUUGACUCAAGGUGGACGCUUCAGGCAAGCGGCUGAUCGCGAGAAAGAAAUUGGCCAAAUCUACCUGCAGGAAUCCAAUGAUCUCCGCAAGGCAUGCGACUCCUUUGAGCGGGCUGGUGAUUGGUAUGCGCAGGAGGACGCAACUGCUACGGCCAAUGCGUGCUACAAGGAUGCCGCUGAUCUUCACGCCGACUUGAAUGAGUAUCAGCAGGCGAUUGCUCGUUACGAGCUCGUUGCAGACCAUUCGUUAGGGUCAGCAUUGACAAAGUACAGUGUCAAGGAGUAUUGGCUCCGAGCAGGACUGUGUGCGUUGGCGAUGGGAGAUCCUAUUGCUGCCAAACGCAACAUGGCAAAGUACACCUCGCAAGAUACCACGUUCGCCUCGACCCGCGAGGCCAAGUUCAUCAACAUCUUGAUCGAAGCAGUCGAAGCAGGUGAUCAGGAGAUGUUCACUGGCGCCGUGGUCGAAUUCGACCAAGUCACGAAACUCGACAAUUGGAAGACUGGCAUGCUGUUGAAAAUCAAGCGGGGCAUCCAGGAUGAACCGGCUCUCCUUUGA